UGUCAAUGUCAACUUUCAACUGCGAUGCCGUCAAGCGUCUUUAUUUCAAAUAUUUCCUAAAACACAAUUCAUAAUAAAAUAAAACAAUUUCUGGGGUUCUUUUUGCUCAAUAAUUUCAAUUUGGUACUCUUCUAUGCCGUAGUGCCCAAAAAAAAAAAUUUAAAUCUUAGUAAUAUCCUAAUAUUUUUCUUUAUUCCGCACUAACAUGUAUCAGUGAAAGUUGGCACAGAAAACAUUGGAAAAUGGGGAAAACUAGCAAAGUCGUCGUCUGCGGCAUGAAGGGGGUCGGGAAAACUGCUAUUCUAGAGCAGCUUAUUUACGGAAAUGUGAAUUUAAAGUCGUCUUUUUACCCGACCAUCGAAGAUAUUUAUGUGGCAAAUAUCGAAACUGACAGGGGGACGAAAGAGCGCGUUUGCUUUUACGACACAGCGGGCUUGGAGCCCCCGCUUACAGGCGAGUUGAAAGGUCCUCCUCAGUCUCCAACCAUGCAGCUGACCGCUAACCAAGUGCUGCAGCGCCACUACCUUGGCUUUGCUGAAGGGUUUGUCAUGGUGUAUGAUACGGCUAGACCUGAAUCUCUGGACGUAUUGAUGUAUUUGAAGAAGGAUAUAGACAGGAAUAAAGAUAAAAAGGAGGUGGUCAUGUUGGUAGUGGGCAAUCGUACAGGUCCUGACGAUAUAAACAGCCUCGAGAACACAUGCUCUAAAGCUUCGAACUGGUGCUCGCGGGAAAAGAUCCGCCAUUUUGAAGUAACCGCCAUGGACCGCCCUUCAUUGUACGAACCUUUCAUUUUCAUGACGUCGAGACUCAACCCACUACAAAAUAAAACCGCCUUCCCCCAGCUAAGCACACUGAGUAAGCUCACCCAAAAGAAUAACAAGAGUGAAGCCAUGUAACGGUACUUUUUUAAUCUAUGCCCUUUCUGCUAUCAACCUUGAGAAGGUAAGGGGUCAAAAAUGGCCCGUCAUUUCAUCUAUUAAGUGACAAUCUGAUUUUGAGUUGAUUAUUUGGCUUUAUAAUUUUAUGUUUAGUUAGCAAUUGUAAUGAUCUCUUAUAGUAUAAUUUAUGUUUAUGCGAAUGGUGGACAUUGAAAUAAAAGUAAAUUUGUCUUUUUAACGAUAUUGGAUUUACUAUUACGGACGGUCAACACCGCAGUCUGUUUUGUGACUGUAAAGGCUGAUUUGAACACUAUGCAGACCCUUAGUGGUUUUGGUAUUUUAAAAUAUUUUUGCAUUUUGUGUUCUUGUACCUUCAGUAGAGGAUAUUUAAGUUCAAUAUGAUUUGCUAUUCAUUUCAGAUAAUGUAUAUAAGUAUAGCAACUUGUAUAUUAUAUAUAUUUGUGACAUGUGUUAUAUAGUAUACAUAGAUAUAUUGAAAUCUCAUGAAAUCAAAUUUAGAACAAUAGUAGUUAGAAUUUUAAGAAAUGGGAUCUACAUUAUUUAGAUCCCUCUGAUGUGUCUGUAUUAGAAUAUUUUAUGUAGCAGUAUUCAUAUUGUAUUCUGUUAUACCCACGUGCUAAGCUCUAAAGCAGUAACUAAAAAAAAUCAAAAUCUUGAUAUUUAUGUCGUCAAAAGAAAUACCCAUCGAAUGCACUUACCUAAAUAACGGUAUCUUGUUUAGAACUUGUUAAAAAAACCUUACAAGAGUUUCUCUAUCUCAGUUUUACAUAUAAAACUAUUAAACUAUAUUUACAAAACUGCGAUUAUCUCGAGGUUUCCCUGACAUACCGCUUUUGAGCUUAGCAUGGCAGUAUACCUUUAUAUAAGUAUUUUUUGUUCUUAAUCGCAUAGAUAAAAUGAUUUACAAGUGUACCUUCUAAUGAAAUCUCAUGUUAUGUACUUACAUUAUAUAAAUGAAAUUAUGUUUUACGAGAGCUUAUUAAUUAUUAAUAUUGGUCAAAGUUAAAUAAAAUAAAUUUAGUAAAUUAUAUAAACAAUAUUAUUACAAUUUACAGACAUUAAUUUGAUAAUUAUUUAAAAUAGACUUGGAAGUAUUAUUAUUGUCUAGUAUUAUGAUUUAUGAAAAUUGGUUUAUGUAAAAUAUUUUCACAAUUUUAAAGAUGUUUAUAUUUUAAGAAUAUAUUAAAAAAAAGAUAUCAUCAAAUUCAGCCCCAUUUUAUGUAAAAUUAUGUACUUAAAAAAUCAUGAAAUCAUUUUAAAGUAGAUUAAAGGGGCAUAGAUUAAAAAUCUUAAGCUGAGUACUUAAUAUUAUCAAAUUACCGUAGGCUUAGUAUAGAUGGCGUUUAGUGCAAUAUUAUAAUUACUUAUUAGUUUCGUUUCCAGUUGUUAAAUGUAUGUACACCAGUUAGGUUAGGUUAGGUUAGAAAUUUUAUGCGCUUUUCCAUUCUGUACCUUGGAGAGUUGUUUAGUGCCAAAAUACAUAUUAAAUGAAAGCUAUUUUGCCGUGCGAGUGGGUGCCGACAUAGUAAUACGGUUUUUCAAUAAAUUGUAAUGUUUUGUUGUCUAUGCCAUUUUGGCGGUUGCGACCACACAAACAAAUAUAUUUUGUCCUAAAAAAAUCUAAAAUAUAAAUGAAUAUAAAAUAAUAUCAUAUUAAAUUUCCUUGGUGCAGAAUAUAGUAAAAAUGGUCUGAACUAGCGCAUUUAGACCUAGUUUGUUAUUGUAAGAAACCUUUUUUGUGAAUCGUUUGCUUUUGCCACUAUUUUCUAAGAACUAUUUAUUAAAAGACUACAAAAUUUAUGAAAUCAAUUCUCUCUAAUUGGUAGCUUUAAUAGUUGCAUUUAAAUUGUUUUUCACGUUGAAUCAUCUAUUGGGAAAAAUGUGGAAUUAGAGGUAAAAAAACAGUAUGUGGAAUUUUUUAUAAAAUUUAAUUCAUUAUACUUUUAUUGCCAAGAACGUUUCUUCUGCUUUUUUAAAAAAAUAUUUUCCACCUAAUGCAGAAGUAUAAAAUUUUUUACGAUUCCGCUUUUCGGGGGGGUCAUGUUUCUUCUUAUAUUUCCCGAGUGCGUCCCUGACUUGCUCUGCUACAAUUUUCACCAAUAGAUGAAAGUGAUUUCUUGUAUUAUGCUUACGCUUACAUUGUUCCUUGCUAUUAAAAUUUUAGAUAUUCUAUUCUGUACCGUAAUUAAGUUUUUAUAAAGUAUUCUUUUGAUUGUCAAUUUGAAGGAAGUUACAAAUAUCAACUCUAUAAUGCAAAGUUUAGAUUAACAAUGAAACUUGCAGAUAUUAAUCCGCAAGCGAUUUUAAAGUUUACAAUCGCGGGCAGCUUGCAAGACUUGCGGCAAGUCGCGUAAGUAUGGAACUAUUUAAAUAUUCCUUUUGGUGUAAACGCAUCUGGAAGUUUAUGUGCAAAAUAUUGCUGCAUGAACUUGCUAGUCUAAACUUAGCUUUGUAAAGUGCUAGGUUACUGCUGGGCAGUAGGCACGAAAUUAACUCUUAAAACAAAUUAAUCAAUAAAAAUUCUUAAGACGCUCCCUCCGCAAAACGUUUACCAUAAUUUUAGAAGCUUCGAAUUAUGCCAAAUUUAUAAUACAUAUAGAAAAAAAAUAAACAUUGUUUCUCAAAUAUACUAUCUUUAGUUUGGUUGUUUAAUUUGAUUCAUAAUGUGGAUACUAUUUCAUGAAUUUCAUAAUUAAAGCGCCACUAACAUCGUUGAUUCCGUACAUUUCCUAGUAAAGUACCCAUCAUUUUAAUUUGCAAUCGACGCUACUAGAUAGACAAUUUAAUAAAGAAUAUUUUAGUAGUUUAAAAUUUUCUAAAAGACGUAAAAUUAAUUAAAAAAAAACUUAUUUUAAAUCUGAGCAUUUUAUUGACUGUUUUGGUAAUUUAUCAUAAAUACCAAAAAAAUACUUUUUUUUUCUUAGCAUAUUGUCCGUUACUCGUGCGCCGUAAAUGUAUGAAACGAACGCUCAAGGUCGUUUGUUCGAGGGAGUGCCUUGAGGAAGAGUGGUUAAAUGUAGAGUUAGUAUUGACAUUUUUGCGAGCUUUAUGGUACAGUAGAAUAGAAAAAUAUUGGCCUUAGAGACUAUAACGACAUACAAAAUUAUUGUAAAUUGAAAAUGAAAUGAUAAAUAUAAUUUUUACUAUAAAGA
Manduca sexta (tobacco hornworm) is the source of this 4051-nucleotide messenger RNA. RefSeq names its product NF-kappa-B inhibitor-interacting Ras-like protein (gene kappaB-Ras). The transcript is spliced from 3 exons. NCBI's taxonomy places the organism in Eukaryota, Metazoa, Arthropoda, Insecta, Lepidoptera, Sphingidae. Gene Ontology annotation, molecular function: GTPase activity; GTP binding. The record is from RefSeq and is a predicted model, not a curated record. Bases 243 to 896 code for a protein of 217 amino acids. Gene Ontology annotation, biological process: canonical NF-kappaB signal transduction.